This is a messenger RNA of Lachancea nothofagi CBS 11611, 3678 nucleotides long. Lineage: Eukaryota; Fungi; Ascomycota; Saccharomycetes; Saccharomycetales; Saccharomycetaceae. The record is from the annotation of a GenBank genome assembly.
AUGGGUGACCCAACAAAAGAGCCUUUUGAGCCACGAAUUAUUCGAACGAUGAAUUCGCAGGCACCGGGUGCCUGUAACCCACUUUCAAGUCAACCAUCGUCAAUUUCACAGUCUCCAGCCAACUUUCAACCCCGUUUAGGAUCCACGACAAGUGGACUACAAAACGCACCUAGCGUCUCACCUACAGCGUCUUCGGCUACCCCAUCUGCUAACUACCGUGUGGCACAGGCUUGUGACCGAUGUCGAUCUAAGAAAACUCGCUGUGACGGAAAAAGGCCUCAGUGCUCGCAAUGCGCCGCGGUGGGUUUUGAAUGCAAAGUGAGUGACAAAUUAUCACGCCGCGCUUUUCCUCGAGGCUACACGGAAACUCUUGAAGAGCGUGUCCGGGAGCUGGAGGCCGAAAAUCGCCGGUUGGUUGCGCUAUGCGACCUUAAGGACGAACAAUUGCAUCUUGUCUCCAAGUAUUCCUCCAAAAGCCGCCCUGACACUUCUUCGUCCAAUGAAGAAGAACAAAUGCUACAGCAGUUGAGCUCAUCAAAUGGCGGCUCUCUUCGUGUCAGCUCCACCAACCUGUACCUCCUCAAUAAAACGUCGCCGACCGAUCAAGAUAACGCUAACUCUCACAGAUGCCCAGGAAGUGGCUGCAGUCAUGCAUCUCACCCACACUUGCACGAGAAGCCCGUUAGUACCAGCUUGAGCGACCCUCAAAGCAUCUCUUUCGAGCAAAAUGAAGCACCUGGUCUACCAGCCGUUAAAGCGCUUAGUUCCAUGGGCAACCAUGAGUAUUCCACACAACUAGCAUAUCUUGUGGCAUUAUCAGUACCGCGCUCCACAGAAGAAAUUCUGUUCAUUCCCCAACUCUUGGCUCGUUUGGGUCAAGUUCACGGACUUACGUCUAAGCAAUGUAUCUACACGGCUUCACUUCUAGCUUCUUUGAAAGAAACUUCGCAGGCAGCUGUUGCUCUUUCUGACGUUUUGAAUCAACUCAAGAAUAAAAGUCUUUGGGAAUUUGAUGAACCAAUGGAUUUCUUCAAAACAACAUGCAAAUUCGACCUAACUUCAAGCAAUAACUCUGAACUAUUGUCAAUACAAGAAAUUGAGGAUCUUAUCUCGGUGUUUUUUGUCGAAUGCCACGUUUUAAUUCCUGUGCUAAAUGAAAGCGAGUUCUACAACUACUACAACAAAUUUAAAGACAGUCUCACCACAGACAAGGACUUUUUCGGUGCAUCUAGCUCAUCUUUUGCUCAUCGUAGCAAAUCAAUCUCCUACAAGAUUUUCGCAUGCAUUUUGAUGGUGGUGUGUCAAUUUGGUAUAAUGAUAAAGGUCAAGAGAGAGCAAUUAGCCCCAAGCAACAAGUUUUGCCACAUAAUGAAUUACUACAAUAACGCUAUCCCAGCACUGAAAUCGAAUCCUUACUUUUCCGUCAAGACAACCUCGAUCAAGACUUUACAAAUGAUGUCCUUGCUAUUAUUUUAUUUCUUGAACAUUGGAGAUGUGUCGUCAGUUUAUGACAUUAGAGGCAAAAUCGUUUCAAUGGCACAACAGUUGAGACUACACCGUUGUCCUAGUGCGGUUUUAGGUACAGAGGGCUCUACAAUGAGCAAAAACGAACAAGGCGAUCGUCGUAUUUUAUUCUGGGGCAUAUACUAUUUGGAUGUCUUUUCUGCUUUACAACUAGGUGUACCUCGCUUACUAAAAGAUCACGAAAUAGAGUGUGCGCUUCCAGUGAGUGAGGAAGGUCAUCUGGGAGUUAGUUUAGCUGAUCAGGUUAUUAGGCUUGAAGGUCAAGUCUCAGAAUUCUCCCUGUCGCUAUUGAGGUUUUCCAAGAUCUUAGGAAAUAUCCUUGAUUCUAUCUUUAAACGUGGAAUGAAUGCUACUGCCGCUCAACAAGUUGCUUUGAUACACGAAAAUGCCCUUGAUGAUUGGAGACGAGGACUACCGAGAGCGUUGAAGUUUCAGUUAGAUGUCAAUGGAACGGUCAAUAUGGACGACCUCAGCCAAACGAAUCAGUGGAGCCAGGAGUUCAACAAAGGAGAUAAGAAGACACUCAUGGUAUUGUACUUCAUGGUCAAAUGUUUGGUCCACCUGCCGGUUUUGGCGGCCAAACCGUUGUUGGCUGGCCCAGAAGGUGAAUUAAAUACAGAUACGACGUUGGCACCGGAGGUCACGUUGGCUGCAGAGGAACCUAAUGGUGCAACUGAUCGUUCAUCGUCAUACAUUAUUUUGCAACAAGCAACAAAUGCCUUCCUGACUGUGCAAUUAUCUCUGAAGAAUCGUUAUUUGCCAUUGGCGAUCAACAUGUCAAGAAUUAUGGCUCAGUACGUACUCCUGAGUGCUCGUGGCACUUUAGACUAUACUAAAGGCGGGACGCUCUUUCAAGACAAUAAGACUUUGUUGCUAGAUGCGAUAAAAGAACUGGAAACUACAAAAAGACUGGAGAUCCCUGGAUCAUUAUCGUGGCACAGCUUGAUCUUGUUGGAUAUGGCAGUGACAGUAAUAUUACAGCCAGCACAAACACAGCCUGAGAAACUGGAUAAAUUGUUGGAAAAGAGAUUAACUUAUUACAAUAAGUUGAUGGGUCGCUCUGCCGGAGGUUCAAGAUACAAGAGAAAGAUUGAAGAUCAAAACUCUGGAAGCACGUUGAAGCUGACACCCGUGAGCUCUGAAUGCGAAUCGCCUUCGGAUAAAAGAAUAAAAGUGGAGCCUACCAGUAACUACUACGAGAACAGGGACAAUAUAGGAGAUAACUAUGACGAACGUCAAGGCGAAACUUCUUACGGUGGUGCCAAUAAUAAUAAUAACCCUCAUAACGCCAUUGCAGAGGCAUUUCACUUGGAUCCUGUACUUAACAGCAACCCUUUCAGCAACGCAGACUUGACGGCGUUCCUCAAUGCCGAUGGCCCGAUACAGAACUUAGGUAGCGGAGCCUCCAUUUUGAAUCUAGCUGGAAUUGAAAAUGGCGGCUUGGAAGUGCCAAACAAUAACAGCAACGGGCCGGGGUCACGCAAUCAAAUGCAAGCGGCGUCUUUCAAUGAUGGAUUGUUCCGAGUGCCCAGUAACGGCGAUUUCUUGAAGGACUAUUACCGUGUACCCGGUGCCUCGUCGUCCCAGCUCAAUUUGAUGCUUUUUGGAGCCAGCUCUGGGGGGAGAAACCUAAACAAUGUCAGCGAUAAACAAGGCCCCAACAACUUCAACAGCAACGCCGCUCAAGACAACAUCAACAACAACAACAACAACAACAACAGUAAUACCACGAUGCCAAUUUCUGCCAACAUGAAUUCAACAUCUGUGAUGACCCAGGGCUCGGGAUUUACGGUUGAUGCGUCUCUAGGUCUGGCUCCAUUAUUGGCUUGGCCCCAGCCCGGAGUUCAAGAUCAUCACUCAAUACGACAUUCUUCAUUUCCUGCGCCCUCGGCGCUGGCAAAGUCCGAAACCCCUACUAGAAGUCUUGCUCCCACGACUCAUUCUACCAGCUCGCGGCCGCUCCAGAAUGCUUGCCCAAAUGAGACUCCCGACGAUUCAGCUAUCACGAUGCCCUCCAGGCCCCACCGUGGGCCCAGACGUCGCUGGAACUCAUCUUCAACAACCCCGCAGCGACCAGGGCCUGAACAAGAGAAUGUCGAGGGCAACAGCGACAACCUACACGAGUUGUUUCAGUGGCAGAAUUCCGGCUACUAA